Messenger RNA from Rhagoletis zephyria (snowberry fruit fly), 1389 nucleotides. RefSeq names its product SR family splicing factor SC35 (gene SC35). Gene Ontology annotation, molecular function: RNA binding. NCBI's taxonomy places the organism in Eukaryota, Metazoa, Arthropoda, Insecta, Diptera, Tephritidae. The record is from RefSeq and is a predicted model, not a curated record.
AUUUUCGGGACGCCAUUUUAUAUCUGUUCUUUGAAGAGGAAGUGAGCUCAGAGAAAACGCGCUUUUCAGAAAUUUUUUAAUUAAAUAAGGGCUCUUUUUAUAAGGAAAUAAAAAAUGAGUGGAGGUGGAAAUAAUGCUGCACGACCGCCGCCAAGAAUUGAGGGCAUGAUAUCGCUGAAGGUUGAUAAUUUAACAUAUCGCACUACGCCCGAGGAUUUGAGACGUGUAUUUGAGCGAUGUGGCGAGGUUGGUGACAUUUACAUCCCUCGCGACCGAUAUACCCGUGAAAGCCGUGGUUUCGCUUUUGUUAGAUUUUAUGAUAAACGUGAUGCAGAGGACGCAUUAGAGGCCAUGGAUGGUCGAAUGCUUGAUGGCAGGGAGUUGCGUGUUCAGAUGGCUCGCUAUGGUCGACCAAAUUCUCCGACACGUCGCACCAAUAAUAGACGUGGCGGCGGAGGUGGUAGACGUCGUUCGCGUUCACCUGUACGUAGGCGCUCCCGUAGCCCACGUCGUCGUUCGUAUUCACCUAGAUCCAGAUCUCGUUCGGCGGCAGGUAGUCGUUCACCUGUUCGACGCAGCAAGUUUUCACGCAGUCCAGUUGGUCGUAAAUCUUUGAGCCGUAGCCAAAGUCGCAACGGUAUAGCUGCUCGUAGUGCGUCACGCAGUCGAAGCCGGUCCUAAAGAUGACAACUUAUCACUGCGACAAAUCAUUGAUAUCUUUAAUCAGAAAUCAAAAAAAAAUGGACCAGUAUGCAUUGAAAUUUAUUCAUAUGGUUGAUUAGUGGCGUUUUCAUAAACAAACAUGAGUAUUUCGAGUUUAGUGCUGCUAACUAAACAGGUAUAACAAUUUAAUAUAUAAAUUGUAGCACUUCAAAAUAUGAAAACAUUCGAAACGGAAAAAUGUGAAAGAUAAGAUUACCAGGAAACUCAAACUUGCUCUUUAUUUAAUAUCCAUUCACAUAUGCCCUAAUUUCAGAGUAUGUGUUAAAUUAUACCUAUUUGAGCCCAUAACAUUUUUCCUACAUUUCCAACUAAUGUUUAAAAUGAAUUUUACCAUUUUUCACAUGAAGUGUGUUGCCUGCCGUAUUAAAACACAUAUAUGAUAACCCCGAAUAUAAUAUUAUUAUUUAGAUUAUUGGUAGAAUUUUAUGGCAAACUCAUUCAAAAAUAUCGAUAAUCCAAUUUUAGAAAAGCCAUUUUAAUUUAAUUUCGUUUAAUUAGAAAUCAAUAGUUUUAUAUACUUAGUCUGCAAAGAAGUUUAAGGAAUGGAUUUAUAAUUAAAAAAUUCUGUUUCCAAAAUUAUCUACUCGUGUGUAUUAACAUCAGAAAAGUAAUAUGAACGUAUUUUAAGUAAAAAAAAAAAUAAUAAUAAUAAAUGUAAUCCAAAUA